UCCUCCCCUUCUCGAACAAACCCUAACAACAACAGACAAGAGAGAGGCAUUGCACGAUGCGGCGGUGGUGCGCCGCCGCCGGCCUCGGCCUCGGCCGCCGCCUCCUCUCCUCCUCUGUCUCCGCCCCUGCCCACCGCCCUCUUCCGGCGCACCUCAUCCCCAGCCCCAGGCCAUUGCCCUUCUCCUCCCGCCACCACCUCUUGACUCCUCCUCUGGGUCUCCAUCCCUCCUCCCCACCGCCGAUGCAAUGGCAGACGCAGCAGGUGCGCCACUUCGCCGCCAAGGACAGAUCGCGCGCGCCACGGACGCCCACCACCUCCAAGGUCAAGAAGUACAAGAUCAAGCCCCCCUCCUCCAUGAAGUUUCGAUUCAGAGUCAUGAAUGACGGCCAGGUCCGCAGGUGGAGAGCCGGCAAGCGCCACAAUGCUCACCUCAAGUCGAAGGAAGCGAAAAGAAGACUUCGGAAGCCUGCAUUAGUGCACUUAGCUUAUGCAAAAGUGAUAAAGAAGCUCAACUUCUGCAGCUAGGAAAUCAGGACAGACAUGAUGGAGUUUGGCAUGCGAGACAGAUUGAUGAGUACUGAGUGCCAACUACUGCAUUCCUCACACUGAUUUGAAAUGUUAUUUUUUUCCCAAUUGUUGUUUGAUGCAUUCUCAUCUGGUUUUGUUUUCUGCACAAUCUGGCUGAUAAAGCCCACCCGUCUUGUGCUAUGUACAAUAUUCAGCAUAAUAGUGGGAUAACUGCUGCUGGUGAAGAAAUUGGUCUUGCACACACAUCGAUUCUA
Oryza sativa Japonica Group (Japanese rice) is the source of this 784-nucleotide messenger RNA. RefSeq lists its product as uncharacterized. Gene Ontology annotation, cellular component: ribosome. Gene Ontology annotation, molecular function: structural constituent of ribosome. The record is from RefSeq and is a predicted model, not a curated record. Lineage: Eukaryota; Viridiplantae; Streptophyta; Magnoliopsida; Poales; Poaceae. Gene Ontology annotation, biological process: translation.